Molecule: messenger RNA, 1948 nt
Organism: Aphanomyces astaci
Lineage: Eukaryota; Oomycota; Saprolegniomycetes; Saprolegniales; Verrucalvaceae
Exons: 18
Coding region: 14-1885 (623 amino acids)
Biological process (GO): protein localization to ciliary inversin compartment
Cellular component (GO): ciliary inversin compartment
Molecular function (GO): protein binding
Source: RefSeq, a predicted model, not a curated record
CUUGCACCUGACCAUGACAUCGACGACCCAAGCCGAGGAGCUGACGGACAAGAACCUUGAGGCAUACAUCACGAGACUCGUGAGCGAGAAGGGCGAUGACGUCAGCCUUCCUGUUGAUGCGCUUACCAACUCGUUUGGCGAGAAUCUCAAGCUUAUGUUGGCCGGUGGAGAGAUGCGCGAGUACUUUGAAAAUGCAUGCAAGCUUCAAGGCCAAGAUGUGGAUGUCGUGCUGAAGAAACUGGACUCCCUGCUGCCUGAAGUAAACGCCAUGCACAAGGCAAUCCAGCAAUCUCAGCUGGAAGAUGAGGAGCUGUCUGAACCACAAGGCUCCACGGCCGUCCGCCUGGACAUUGCUAACUGGACACCGCUGCUCUUCGCCACGUACGAUGGAGCUAUCGACGACGUCAAGGCCAUUGUAGCCCAAGAAGGCGACGCUGCCAUCCACCACGCUCUCAAGAGCAACGGCGUGACUCCGAUCUUCCUCGCCUCCAAGUACGGACACUUCGAAUUGGUGACAUAUCUGGUGGACCACGGGGCCAAGCUUGACACUGCGGCGGCGGAUGGGUUUACCUCGCUGCACACCAGUGCACGCAAUGGACAUUUGGAAGUGGUGACAUAUCUGGUGGACCACGGGGCCGCCGUGGACGCCAUCACCAACGAAGGACAUACCGCUUUGCAUUUGAGCGCACUGAAUGGACAUUUGGAAGUGGUGACACUUCUGGCCCCUCUGAGCUCAAUCGACCAAGCUACGAACGACGGAUCGACGGCGUUUGUCUUGGCGGCGCUUGGAGGUCACGUGGACGUUCUCGCCUUUUUGGUAGAAAGUGGGACCAACGACCUGGCCACCAUCUCAGAUGGCCAGACUGCGUUGCAUGUUGCGGCGGCGAAAGGACAUUUGAGCGCGGUGAAGUUUAUCCUGGGCCGCCACGAGUACGCCGCCUACGAGUCAACCUGUGAAGUGUCCCCGCUGGUCGUGGCGUCCCGCAAUGGACAUUUGGAGGUGGUGCAAUUCCUCGUCCAGGACCACGGCGCCAAGUUCUCUUCGGAUGGCUCUGUGACAGAGCUGGGCAUUGCCGCCUACGGAGGGCAUGUUGAAUUGGUGCGAUUCUUGAUCCAAGCUGGCGCGUCCGUCGAAGCAUCGACCGACGACGGCACCACACCCCUCUUCGCAGCUAUCAUGGCAAACAAUGCCCACUACCUUGACGUGGUCGAAGUGCUGGUCUCUCUCGGCGGAGCCAACCUCCAAGCUCAGCUGACGACGACUGGAGAAACGGUGUUGCAUUAUGCGGCAGGUGCUGGUCGCUUGGAUGCGACGAGGUUCUUGCUCGGCAAAGGGGCGGCUGUCGACACUACGGACGCUUCUGGAGCCACGCCAUUGUUUUUGGCAAGUCAACACGGCAAGUGGGCAGUUGUCAACGCUCUGCUAACACAUGGUGCCAAUGUCGAUGUGGCUAACGCGGAAGGCACAACCCCGUUGAUUGUGGCUGCCGAGAAGGGCGAUAUUCUCAUUGUCAAGGAGCUCCUGGGCAAAGACGCUUCCAUUUCGCUCCAAAACAAGGCUGGAAAGACGGCUCGGGAUGUCGCGCUGGCCAACAAACACGCCGCCGUGGUCACUGCGAUCGACGAGAGUCAGUUGACGGGGCCCAAGCUGUACCAGGCAGUUUACCGCAACGACAUUGAUGCCGUUCGUGCGUUGCUAGAGCGUGGCGCCGAUCCCACGUGGAAGACUGUGGCUGGCAAAAUGCCCAUCGACAUUGCACGGGGCGACCCAGCCAUUCUGGCGCUGCUCGAAGAACGCAUUGCCGCCAACAAUACCGCGAAACCCAAGGGAACCAAGGAAACUAAGCGACCCAAAGCCAAGGAGAACAAGUGCCAAAUUAUGUAGUCGGCCUGGCCUGGCGAUACUAAUGUCGUUGGAUCCAUAAUUGACUUUGUGUGUUAUGUGUUA